This is a messenger RNA of Nematolebias whitei (Rio pearlfish), 3102 nucleotides long. It is a transcript of the gene rimbp2b, whose product is annotated as RIMS binding protein 2b. Gene Ontology annotation, biological process: neuromuscular synaptic transmission. The transcript is spliced from 17 exons. The coding region runs from base 1 to 3102 and encodes 1033 amino acids. NCBI's taxonomy places the organism in Eukaryota, Metazoa, Chordata, Actinopteri, Cyprinodontiformes, Rivulidae. The record is from RefSeq and is a predicted model, not a curated record. Gene Ontology annotation, molecular function: protein binding.
AUGACACUCAACACCUGUGAGGACACACAGCUGAAACACAUCAGGGGAAAUGAUAAACUGGGAAACCAGGGGGUGCAGGAACAGAAUCAGCCACCAGAGGCACAAUCCCAGCACUAUCAGUGUAUGAAUGAGAAUGAGCUUCAAGGUUUCCUUCAGGAGAACAAGCACUUGAGUCUUCAGUGGUUCAACAGCAGCCACAAAGCAUCCGAGUAUGAAAAGGUGAAGUCAGAGUAUGUGCAGCUUAAAGAGGCCCUUGGUGUUGUGACGCAGGAGAGAGAUUUAGCCCUUUGGGAGAGGAACCAGCUCCAAGGCAAACUGGAGAACUUAGAGCAGGUGCUCAAGCAUAUGCGCGAGGCUGCAGAGCGAAGGCAGCAGCUAGAGUUGGAGCAUGAGCAGGCCCUGGCUGUACUCACUGCAAAGCAGCAGGAGAUUGACAUUCUUCAGAAGGCUCAGGUUGAAGCUAAGAAGGAACAUGAAGGUGCGGUCCACCUGUUAGAGAACCACUUGGACAGCAUGCAGAUGCGCUCAGUGCUCAGGUCCAAAAACCAAAACCUCAGUCUUGCCAAAGUCCGCGAGCUGGAGGAGAAAUGUCGGUCUCAGAGUGAGCAGUUCAACCUCCUGUCCAAAGAGCUGGAGAAGUUCCGGCUCCAGGCUGGGAAGUUUGACAUCCUCAGCUGUGAGUCCUUAACUGUGCGCGAGUCGCCCGGAUCCCCCAACAAAUCCUUAUCACAGCUCCUUAAUGGACUGGCUGCACCAACGGAGAAAGGAAAUGAGGCUCCAACAAGCAGAUCUUUGAUAUCCGAGUUUAUCCGACCACUCCAGAUCAGUGGGGACAAACCCGAGCUCCUUUCUGUCAAGCCAACAUUCCUCAGUCGCAGUCGGGCCAGCAGCCCAGCACGAGCGUUCCUCUCUGAGAUCGGUUACAAUCCAUACGAUGGGCCCAAUGAGCAUCCAGAAGCAGAGCUCCCCCUGGUGGCCGGGAAGUACCUCUACAUUUACGGAACAAUGGAUGAAGAUGGCUUUUUUGAAGGAGAGCUGUUGGACGGACAGAGAGGACUUGUCCCAUCCAACUUUGUGGACUUUGUUGACAAUGAGGACAAGCCUCCUGUCCAGCACAGGGACACAGUAGAUAAAGAAACUGGUUACCUCAACCACAGUAGCCUGGGGCCUCAGCGGCUUUUGGCUGGUGCUGGAACAAGAACUGGCCUAAGCAGCCUGCUGCCUGAUGGUAAACUCGACUGUCUGAGCACCAGCAGCUUGGGCGUGGACCUCCUGGGCUCCUCCAGCAAUGGGACAGGAACCUUGAACGUCAACAUUGAUGAGGUCGGUGAAGACAUUGUGCCUUAUCCACGCCGCAUCACCCUGAUUAAACAACUGGCUAAGAGUGUGAUUAUUGCCUGGGAUCCUCCUGUUGUCCCACCAGGAUGGGGCUCCAUCAAUGGCUACAAUGUACUGGUUGAUAAGGAGGUUCGGAUGAGUGUCCCCUAUGGGGGUAGGACAAAAUCUCUUAUUGAAAAGCUCAAUCUUGUCACAAACACUUACCGGAUCUCCGUGCAGAGCAUCACGAAUCGAGGCCCGUCCGACGAGUUGCGGUGCACUCUCCUCGUUGGAAAAGAUGUGGUGGUGGCACCUUACUACCUCCGGGUGGACAGCAUCACGCAGUGCUCUGCUGAGCUCUCCUGGAUGCCCAGCAACAGCAACUACAGUCACACCAUCUUCCUCAACGGUGCGGAGUAUGACAUGGUCAAGGCUGGGGGCUACAAGUACAAGUUUUUGAACUUGAAGCCAAUGACAGUUUACAAAGUGAAGGUUGUCGCACAGCCACAUCAGGUGCCUUGGCAGCUUCCAGUGGAUCAAAGGGACAAAAGGGAAAUCUCUGUGGAGUUCUGCACGCAGUCUGCAGGGCCCCCUCUACCUCCCCAGGAGGUGCAGGUCCAGUGUGGUCAGACUCCUGGGGUCCUGCAGGUCCGAUGGAAGCCGCCCCCUCUGACACCUUCAGGGACCUCCAACGGUGCCAGUGUAAUUGGCUAUGCUGUAUGCACAAAGGGACAAAAGAUAGCGGAGGUCUUGUUCCCCACAGCCGACUAUGUGACCGUGGAUUUAAACAGGAUCCAAGGUCUGGAGGCGAGGGAGGUCAUUGUAAGGACGUUAUCAACCCAAGGCGAGUCCCAGGACUCACCUGUGGCCAUCAUCCCGCACAAUCUCCUGGGCUCUCCGCACCUCUCUCGCAGAGCCACCGCAUCUCCUCAUCCUCUGCCCCACCCAGUGCCGCAGCCCCAUCCGGCCUUUUCCCAGACUCAUCCCCCCUACCCAUCAACAUACCCCGCAAAUCACCCUCAGCCACAGAUGCAGCCUCUGCCGCAGCCCCACACGCUACCCCACGCACAACCACACACGCAGCCUAUUCGCCACCCUCCUUCUCCACAUCCUCAGCAUCAUUUUCAGCGCCACUCCAUGCCCAAGUCAAAACCAUUACUAAGUGCCAGAGAGCCAGAAACCAAAGAUCAUGAGGUGGGCUUACGGACAGCCCAGCCCUGGGAGCGCUCCCCCUCCCCUCUGCCUACCAUGCAUGGAUCCAGUCUGGAGCCACCGCACUUCCCACCCAGGCGUUCUCCCUCUCCUCAGAGGAUCCUGCCGCAGCCUCAGGGAGUCCCUAUCCCCAACACCAUCGCCAAGGCCAUGGCCAGGGAAGCUGCCCAGAGAGCAUUUGCAGAUGGUAACCGGGUUGAGAAAAGGAAUUUCUUCAGUGAGCGAGGGAGUGCCUUGCAUCCAAUCAACUCUGAUGAGGAAGAGGAUGGCUAUGACUCUCCUCAUGCAAGAAGAAGAGGAGCCUCGGUAGAUGAAUUCCUGAGAGGCUCGGAGCUGGGCAGACAGCACUAUCAUCACCACUACAGCCACAGUGAGGAUUACCACACAGAGAGUAGCCGUGGCUCCGACCUAUCUGACAUAAUGGAGGAGGAUGAGGAAGAUCUUUACUCUGAGAUGCAGCUGGAGGAGGGCCGCAGGCGCAGCAUCAACUCUCACAGCACCCUGAAGGUACAAACAUCACUGCAGGCCUGUAGGAGGCAGGUGGUGGAGGAAAUGGGGGUGGUGUGGGGGUAA